AUGCUGAUCCCGAUGGAGAUAGCGAUCCCGUCGGAGACCGGAGUUGACCUCGCUUGCCCGCUGUUCGCAGACGUAGUCCAAGAAGCUGGCAAUGCUUCGAACGACACGCAUCGGAAGACCACUGCUGUUCAGUCCCUUCUCAUGAUCCACCAGAUGGCGCAGUCGAACGUCGAUGUCCACGGUGAUCCAUGCUGGGAUGCCAUCGAGACGGACGUCGUGCGCUCGCAGAAGGUCGAGGCUGGCAACGCCACGGGGAUGUGCGCAUACGUGCGCCAGUGGUCAGGCGGUGAGAACCCAAUACUCCUCCAUGAUCUGCAGGAGUUCGCUGGCCAGCUGAGGACUCGCAGGGACGUUGAUGGCAAGCCGUGGACGUUGCUGGCAUCUCUGUCGCUGACGUCAUGCCCCUUCUACGUGAACGCGCUGGCCAAGACUGCCAUGACGGCCCCAGAGAACUACUGCAAAGAUAACAUCAACAAGAUCUGGACAAGCGCUGAGUUGACGGAGUGUAUUUCCAAGAUCCGAGGCACCGUCGCUUCGGCCAGCGCGGACUUCGUCAAGGCCAGGGCGUUCUUGGACACCGUCAAGGGCCUGACACCUUCGCAAAAGGCGAAGCUCGUCGGCGACAUGGAGGUGCGAACUUGCAUGGUGAUCCACGGUAAGAAGAACAAGGGGAAGGUCCAAUGCAAGACAGCGCAGGAGAUCUGCAGCACCUUCCUCGGCGACGUCUACGCACUUGCCCCGCGUGCUCGGUCUCUUCGGGCUCCGUGGUCUUGCGUCGAGCCGACGCGCAAGCCAGGAUCAGGAGAUGGCGAGAAGCGCAGUUGCAUCCGAGAGUUUCAGGGAGCAGCAGCUGUCUUGUCGGCAGCGUCGCUGCACGAGAUGGGGUAUGUGGUCGGUGCCCUCCUCGAGAGAGCCGCUGGUGACGAUGGCAACGCGUGCACCGUCAAGGGCAUCGGCGGCGACUCGGUCGAGGUGGAGUUGAUCGCGGGCCAGAAGAAGUCCAUGCUGAAGCUCCCCCUGGGUCAGCUCGCCGACGAGUUCAAGGUUGCCAAGAAGUCGGUGGACCUCACGGUGGGCGUCGGCGGCUCCGACGGCUUCCAGAUCCAGGAGCUCUCCGAGUGCAAGGUUGAGCUCGCCAAGGCCCUGCUGCGCUGUGCCGUGCAUCACGCUUACUCUGAGCAUGAAUCGAACGUUCAGCUUGACCAGCACACGUGUUUAAUUCCCUAUUGGCUUGUGCCGACCGCCACAGACAGUGAUUCGCCAAACAUGAAGAUGGAUGCCAUCAAAAUUUCGGUGUCUGCGCGGACUGGCAUGACUGGUGGCACCGACGUCGUGAUAGAACUCCCAGUGUUGACAAACACUAAGGUCAUCUCGAAGGGUUGCCCGCUGCUCCGUCCAGGCGCUAAGGGCUUCGCUCGCGUCUCCAUGGCGGACCAGCCGACGUCCACCAACUCGUGGUUCGCAGAGAUAGAAGAGAAAGUCGGGCUGAAAUUCGUGAAGUGCAAUCGGCUGGAAUGCAAGUUCGCUGCAUAUCUGAAUCGCAACUUCGAGAUGCUCGACGAAGCGAUCAGGCUGCGGAACGUCAAGACAGAGUUCCUGCUCGGCCAGAACUUUGCGAUCAACGGCCUCAUCGGCGAUAUCGAUGAGGAUGGGGAGCACAGACCGAACAAGCGCCCGAGGAAGGAGCAGAUCGAUGACCUUGACCCGUACAUCAUCAUCGAACUCAAAGACGUUGACAACAACACACACACUAUGAAGGUCAUCCCCACAGCUAACCCCAGGGCCAAGCUCACCAUGGAGCUCAGGACAGGCAACUUUGAGUUUCUCACAAGGAAGCCCAUGGUGCCUCAGGUGCCUGAGUUUGUCCCGACGAUCAUUGAGCCGAAUGUGUUGUGGAUGCGUCGCCGCUCAAGUUUGUACACGCGGUGGUUUGACGGGGCCAGGUGGCGCUUGAAGAUGGAGAGGGCCCCCAAGGGCCCGAACUUCCAGGAGAGGGUUUCUCGCGGCGCAAGGGUGCUCCAGGUCUUCUAUGACGAGCACCACGACGACCGCCUCAAGGCGUUCGCGUGCCAACCCACUUCUACCAGCGCCACGUCGUGCCACUCACCAGCGCGGGUGGCUGCGCCAGCUGCCGCUAACCUUGCUACCCAGCUGGUCGACAUUAUCAACCAGAGGGUCGCGUUCGUGGACGCCCAGGCCGCAGCAGGCAUGGAUCGCAACGCCCUCCUGAGCUCGCAGUCGCACGCCCUCAUGGCUACCAUCGCCCAAACCAGGGGCCUGACGUUCGCCGACGGCACGGUGGUCACUGCGGCGAUCACUACUGGACCGUGGCUCCCUACCCAGAGGAACAGCUUGUGCCAGGCUGUCUCCGAUGCCAUCACAGCUCCACGCCCUUCGUCAGGGGCGAGGGCGCAGCAGCGUUGCCCCAACUUGGCUGCCUUCUUCACGGCGCAUGACUGGGGCGUGUUCGACAGUCCAGACUUGACCUUGAGUUUCAAGAUCAACUGCAUGGGCAACAGGAUGUGGCGCAUAGGCGUCACCUGCCCGUGCGAAUCCCUGCUCAAGCGAGGCGUCGCGAUCAUUCUCACCUACAGCAGCCCUGGCAACAUGGACGUGACCACUAAGAAGGAGUUGUGCAAGCAGCUCCAGACCGUAAUCAAGCACCUCGACAGGCAGCGGUGGUCGUUCGCCCAUAUCACUAAUUACCCCCACACGCCAGAGCUGCUCGCGCAGAAUGUCAGGGACUUCGCGUACCAGGACGAGCCUCCGAUCCCUGCGCCCGCUGAACUUCAGCCAGCGCAGGUUGAGCUUGAGAUCUCCGCGAUGGGCUACAAGGGGACCCACAAGGAUCUGCGGUCCAAGUCGCCCUUACCAUGCUUGGCCAUGCUCACGGAGCUGGAGCGCACGGCGGAGCUGGAGCGCGCGGCGGAGCUGAAGGACUCGCUGACGCCGUUGGCGCCGCCCGCGCCACGGCCAGAUGCUGCCGUCCCUGGCGGCAUGCUUGCGCUCCCACCUCCACCAGUCGCAGGCGACGGGCACGAUGCAAGUGAUGACGAUGAGGCGCGCCACAUCGAGGACCGCAUGAGGGAGGCAGCGGCGUCGGCUGGCCACCGCCUCGGGGAUGCGCCCAAGCCUAGCAAGGGCAGUGUUAAAGGCAAGGGCAAGAACCGCGGCAUGAAGAGGCCAGCCGCAGCCGAGGAACCGACGGCCCCCGCGACGCCCAAGGGGAAGGCCAAGGCGAAGCCGAAGUCCGCGGCCAAGUCGGACGUCAAGCUGAGGAGCGAGAACCACUACACGAGCAGGGCCUACAGCUACGUGAAGGGCAAGGCUGUGAAGGCAGGGGCUUCGCUUGAGCAGGCGAAGGCCUGGGCGGGGGAAGCCUACAGGGCAGCCCGCGAUGUGUGGCAGAAGCACUCCAAGGCGAAAGCCAAGAAGUAG
This is a messenger RNA of Prorocentrum cordatum, 3438 nucleotides long. The record is from the annotation of a GenBank genome assembly. Lineage: Eukaryota; Dinophyceae; Prorocentrales; Prorocentraceae.